This is a messenger RNA of Cladophialophora immunda, 357 nucleotides long. RefSeq lists its product as uncharacterized. Bases 1 to 357 code for a protein of 118 amino acids. The record is from RefSeq and is a predicted model, not a curated record. Lineage: Eukaryota; Fungi; Ascomycota; Eurotiomycetes; Chaetothyriales; Herpotrichiellaceae. The transcript has a single exon.
AUGGAGCAAUGCCUGCCCCCGCCCGAAAGGGUCGCGCAAAUCAUCACGGGAGCUUUUCGAACCAUUCCCGGAGCUGCGGUUAACGUCGAGGUACGCCUGUUCCCGGUCACGCAACAGCUUGAGCAAACAGCGCUCGAGACCGCCAUGCGGAUCAGAACCAUACCACUCUAUGCGGAGAUAACGGUCAGCCGCAAGAACAGCCAGUCCCUAGCCUCCUCGACCGACUCUCCAGUGUCCUCGAAAGCAAGUACGGCAGCCCCCGUCGACCGCUUAGAGAAGCGCCAACCACAUAUCGUGCCCCCACGGUGGACUCCGUCGGUCACCCGUAUCGCCGAAUCCUUAGACGCAGCUAUCUAG